Messenger RNA from Doryrhamphus excisus (bluestripe pipefish), 4971 nucleotides. It is a transcript of the gene ints6l, whose product is annotated as integrator complex subunit 6 like. Gene Ontology annotation, cellular component: integrator complex. Gene Ontology annotation, biological process: snRNA 3'-end processing. The record is from RefSeq and is a predicted model, not a curated record. NCBI's taxonomy places the organism in Eukaryota, Metazoa, Chordata, Actinopteri, Syngnathiformes, Syngnathidae.
CGAACCACAACGUCGACCUCGUUGCUGCUUGUUUAUAUAGAUUCUACAUUGAAAGGGCGUGUCCAUUGCACGCCCAUGGAGCCAAUGGCGUUACAGAGGAGGGAAGGGGCGUUCCCUUUGCUCGGGAGCAGAAGUUGAAGAGCGCGAGCCGAGACAGAGCACUGGAAAGGCGGAUAGAGGGAGGGCAGAGGCAACGGCCCUCUUCUGGAGGGGGGGGGCUUAUUCUAACAAAUAUAUACACACAUGUGUGAACUGCUUGGCCGUACUAUAGGUCAUAUGUGGCUAACAGUUAAUUUAGAAAAGCAUACAAGAGCGGCUUUCCAUUUAAAAUGCCUAUUUUAGUUUUCCUGUUAGACACGUCCGCCUCUAUGAAUCAGCGCACUUAUUUGGGUACGACGUAUCUGGACAUUGCUAAAGGCGCGGUUGAGGUCUUUAUGAAGCUGCGUGCCCGAGACCCGGCUAGUAGAGGCGACAGGUACAUGCUAGUUACAUUCGAUGAGCCACCAUACGGAGUGAAGGCAGGCUGGAAGGAGAACCACGCCACCUUCAUGUGUGAGCUGAAGAACCUGCAAGCGUCCGGACUGACGACAUUAGGCCACGCUCUUCGCACAGCCUUUGACCUGCUUAACCUCAACCGCCUCGUCUCGGGCAUUGACAAUUAUGGACAGGGGCGUAACCCUUUCUUCCUUGAGCCAUCAGUGAUCAUCACAAUCACGGAUGGCAACAAACUAACGCACAGCUCGGGGGUCCCAGAUGAGCUGCACCUGCCUCUAAACUCCCCUCUGGCUGGCAGCGAGCUGACCAAAGAACCCUUCCGCUGGGACCAGAGGUUGUUUGCGCUGGUGCUUCGGCUCCCGGGAGCGGCCACGGCAGACAACGAACAGCUCGGUAGCGUCCCCACCGAUGAGUCUGCCAUCACCCAAAUGUGUGAAGUCACAGGAGGGCGCUCAUACUGCGUGAGAACUCAGAGAAUGCUCAACCAGUGUCUGGAGUCUCUAGUUCAAAAAGUUCAAAGUGGUGUCGUCAUUAAUUUUGAGAAAACGGGCCCAGAUCCUCCUCUUGUCGGGGAAGAAAACUCCGAGUCAAGUCGAUCCAUGUCAUCCUUCAACCCGCAGUUGUGGCACAGCUGCCACAAACUCAUCUACGUGCGGCCCAACCCAAAAACAGGGGUACCAGUCGGGCAUUGGCCCAUACCAGAGUCCUUCUGGCCGGACCAGAACUCUCCUACGCUGCCCCCUCGGACUGCCCAUCCGGUGGUACGAUUCUCCUGUGUGGACUGCGAGCCCAUGGUGAUAGACAAGCUUCCAUUCGACAAAUACGAACUGGAGCCUUCUCCUCUCACCCAGUACAUUCUGGAAAGGAAGUCUCCACACAUGUGCUGGCAGGUGUUUGUCAGCAGCAGCGGGAAGCAAAAUGACCUGGGACAGCCUUUUGGUUACCUGAAAGCCAGCACGACUCUCACGUGUGUCAACCUCUUUGUCAUGCCUUACAACUACCCCGUGCUCCUCCCACUCCUCGAUGACUUGUUCAAAGUGCACAAACUAAAACCAAACCUCAAGUGGCGACAAGCCUUUGAGAUGUACCUGAAGACCAUGCCUCCGUACUACCUCUUACCUUUAAAAAAGGCCCUGAGGAUGAUGGGGGCACCUAAUUUAAUCGGUGACAGCAUGGACUGUGGUCUGAGUUACAGCGUCAUCUCCUAUUUGAAGAAGCUCAGCCAGCAGGCAAAGAUAGAGUCUGAGCGAUUAAUAGUUUCUGUGGGGAAGAAGGCCCCCCAGGAAACCGGCAUAAGGGUGAAGAACCACUCCAGCUCGCUGUCACUGGCCCACCGGCGAGACUUCAAACAGCUUCUACAGGGAAUCACUGGAGAGGUUCCACUUCGCAUGGUGGACAUCAACGUCAAGGAGUUUGCAGGUUUCCAGAUCGCCCUCCUCAACAAGGAUGUGAAGCCUCAAGGUUAUCGAAAUGCAUACGACAUCCCAAGACGGAACCUUUUGGAUCAGCUCACUCGAAUGCGCUCCAACUUACUGAGGACGUCACAAAAACUAAUCAGAGGGCAAGAUGAAGAUUACCUGCACAGUAUCCCCGUGGCUCAGAUGGGAAACUACCAGGAGUACCUGAAGAUGAUGCCAUCUCCUCUGAGAGAGAUCGACCCGGAUCAACCUAAGCGUCUGCACACAUUUGGGAAUCCUUUCAAGCAGGAUAAGAAGGGAAUGAUGAUCGAUGAGGCCGAUGAGUUCGUCGUGGGCCCUCAAAACAAGAAAAGGGGAAACUCGGGCGAUUCCAAUGCCGGUGCCACUCUGAAGAGAAGGCGGAGCAUGUCACCGUUACUACGGCGACCCCAGACUCCACCUGUCAGUACCAACCACAUUCUUAUUGGAAAGAGUCCUGCUGCGGUUCAAGGGCAACAGAACCCCCCAAAGGUGAUACCAGCACAGCACAAAGGAACGGACGGCAAUGUGGCGGUCAUCGAGAGUAAUGGUGAUGGCGUUCCUGGGCUGGAAACAGGAGACAAAUGGCCCGGUGAGAUGGACUUGAUAGCAGGGUGCCAAUCAUCCCUCAACCUGGAGGCCAAGGCCACCCCGGGAGCAAUGGAUCGCGAGGAGGACACCAAAAUGAACGAGGAGAAAGCGCUAGUCGAAGAUGGUCAAGAGGAGCAGCCACUCGAGGAGAGAUACAACUGUGAAGGUUUGAGUCCACAGAGCCAGACAGAGAGCACGGACGCUGACCCCGCUGUGCUGGAGACCAUCUUCAUACCACCGUUAGACGGCACUCAAGCAGAGCUGAGGACGCGAGUCAUCAAGGAGGUCCGCAAACCUGGAAGAAACAUAGAGGCAAUACUGGGACUCCUGCAGCAGGUGAAAGGACCGGUAAACGUCCAGCGUUACUUCAUCCAACACGCCAUCAAAGAGGCCUCCAGGUUCAAGAAGCGGGUCCUGAUCCAGCAGUUAGAGCUCACCCUUGCCCAGUUGGACGAGAAGCACGGCGCACCGUCGCAACUUCACAAUGAUCCCGGCAGUUAGUUUCACCACGUCCAAGCUACGAAACGGGGGGACGUCGUUUGAGCUGUGUGCCAAGAAAAAAAGACAAAAGGUACUUCUACCACAGCGGUCCACGCGCUGUUACAUCACAUCCUGUUGGAGGCUUAUCUGCAGAACACAUCCAUUGGGGACGAGUAGAUGGACUUUAUACAUAAUCCUCUUCACACCGACAGAUGACAUUCACAAUCCGCACUCCGCCAGUCAGACAAUAAGCCAUAAAACAUCUUUAAACGGCAGCACAGAUCUUUCUUCAGCGGGUCUGGGAGGUGUUUGUAAAGGCUCAAACCGUAACUGCCAUGACUCGAGCACUGUCUUUUCACAAUAAGUGUCCAUAUUGUGGAAGCAAUAUACACGGUAGCUAGCGUCGUGGUCAGGAUUGUUGGCGCCCUUGAAUUUCAAGCACAUUUUAUGCUCAUGAGUUGCUCUUGACGUGCAAAUAGAAAAGACGUGAAGAAGUCAACCCAUAAAACCUGCAUGAUGGUGGUGUCAUUCAGGCUAUUUCCACAUCUGCUGCCACACUUUAUUUUAGCUCACUAUGGAACUGUCAGUGAGAUUUGGGUCAGGCUUGUUUAAACUUGUUAAAGGUCUUCAUAGUGGAACAACACCAGCACUACUACUACUGUACACCCCCAGAUAAGCUGCUAUCUUUAGGUGAUGCUUUCACUGUUCGUCAUGGGACAACCUCCACCAUUUCAUCCAAAAAACAAAGUAUUCAUUGUUUUAAUAGUUUCAUUUUAUUACAAACUAAGUCAACAGUGCGGCCAUGUUGUUUCCUUCAUGAUCACACUGCAGAUUUGAUCUUGUGAGAGAUACUUUCUAGGCCGUAGUUAUAAAUUAUUUAAUUACAGACAAUUAUUUUAGAUAUAUAAUAUUUAUGGGAGAUAUUCAUUCAUUUUCUACCGCUUAUCCUCAUGAGGGUCGCGGGGGUGCUGGAGCCUAUCCCAGCUGUCUUCGGGCCAGCCAAUCACAGGGCACAUAUAGACAAACAACUAUUCACACUCAUUCAUACCUAUGGACAAUUUGGAGUGGCUAAUUAACCUAGCAUGUUUUUGGAAUCGAACCCGGGUCUCCUAGCUGUGAGGCCUGCACGCUAACCACUUGAAUACCGUGCAGCCUAUAUAUAGGAGACAUGAAAAGCAAAAUACAAAUCUUUCGGUCACGUUGGAUUUUUUUUUAAUGUCAUGCAGCAGGACCUGCUCCUUGUAGAGGAGAGCAAUACAUCCAUUCAUGUUCGAAUCCCCCCCAAAACGCUUUGAAUAAAUUCAAAGGCACCAACCGUUCUGACAUGACUGUAAUAAAACAUUUCUUAAGAAUACCUUCAAAAUUCAUCUUUAGGUGAUUAGAAAAGGCGUGAUGUGAAUCCGAUAUAUCCCGAAUGUCACAGUUGUGUUGACAUGCUGCAAACAAAUCCCAUGCAAUGGUGGUAAUGUGUUGGUGACAGGAUGAGACACACACGGGUGGCCAUCUUUACAGCAAUAGAAGACUUUCUUACUGUGGUGCAGCUGCAAGUGUCCAUGGUCAACACAUUUUACACUUGGACUCUUUUAAGGGGAGUUUAAGCAGAUGUGCGGUCAUUUCCAGCAACUUGACCGUAACCAGAACCACUGAGCUGAGAAUCACGUCUCCCAGUUGAGUAAAAAAAAUCCCGAAAAGUAUGCCAAGGCACACACACACACACACACACACACACACACACAAUGUGUCCAUUGACUGGUAGUGUCACCGGUUGAUUGGAAGGAAUCUGCUGCAUUGACGCCUUUGUUUUCAUGACCAAUGUACACUACUGUUUCAUGUUCAUAAGGAAGACUGAUUAUUUUUCUCUAUUUGUUCAUUUCAGAGCAAGACAAAUAUUUUGAAAGUCAAUUUUGUAAACUUAGAAUUUUAUUGAAUUUUUGUAACAAAACAAAUAAACCACCUGUAAAAGGGUAAA